AUGCUAAUGCCGGCAGAUGCGAUGUCAAAGGCAAGGAGCAACGGGGCGGGAAUGAUCGAUCUCAGAUGGCUAGAUCUGAUUGAUUAUCUUCCACUUAUCCUCGAAUACCUUAUGAUGGGAUGCAGAGCAGCGAUGAUCCCGCCAGGCUAUAGAGCAAUGGCCACACACGUUUCAAUCAUCUCGACUGCUAAGUUUCAACUGCCACUCUCGAUCUCUUGGCUUUCAACACCCGACGGGAUAUUAUCCGGCCUAUACUCCAGCCACGACGGCCAAUUCUCCUUACAUAGGCUGGCCUCCAUUGAGUCUUUCAGCCGCGAUUGGCAUGCUAUUUCCCGGCUAGCCAAGCCUAGCCGCGCAUCAGUGCGGCACGAUCCCGAAAACCCGGCCGUUGUGCCCCCGAAGAAUGCCCGGGGUGUCUCCACAAAUCCCGAUGAUCCGGCACCAAAUGGCACCGGCAGUUGCCCCUCUUGGCCCGGUCGCCAACCCGUCCCAUCUGAAGCACCAACUCGCUUCGCCAGAGAAAUCCCAUCAAAGUGCCGAACCUUGCAGAUGAUACCCCCCAUUACCUCAAAACUCAACGGGUCGCCGCGGACUGCCGACACAUGUUACCGUCCUCCCUUCAUCACUCAAAUCCCUCUGAGCAGCUCAAGCCCCAACGGUCCCCGGAAUUUGGGCCAUCACGACGGCACGCAACCAACACGCCCAAGGGUCUCGCCAGCAGAGCCACUCUGCGCACCCGAUCUGAUCACUCAGUCCGGUGAGAAACGAGACUGCUUCUCGCUCUUGAAACCGGAACCAGGGGGGAACCCCUGCAUUGUCAGUGUGCUGGCGCCGGUAAGCUUGUUGCCUUUCUCGGCCGACGCCACCACUGACGGCAGCAUGUACGGCAGCCAAAGAACCACAACCGAGACGUUGAGAUCCCAAAAGAUUUUCCUGGUUGCAUUGCAGGUCGCUCAGGUUGAAGGCAAACUCAUCACCGUUUCAAGACGAGGAAACAAGGCGUCCCGUGAGCGCAAGUCACGCAUGAUAAGCAGUCGUCGCAUUCUUGCAUACCAAUGUCCAGUGCUGAUUCCUGGUACAUAA
Colletotrichum lupini is the source of this 1083-nucleotide messenger RNA. RefSeq lists its product as uncharacterized. NCBI's taxonomy places the organism in Eukaryota, Fungi, Ascomycota, Sordariomycetes, Glomerellales, Glomerellaceae. The transcript is spliced from 6 exons. Bases 1 to 1083 code for a protein of 360 amino acids. The record is from RefSeq and is a predicted model, not a curated record.